UCGUGUGCUCACACAUUUCACGAAGCAUUCUCAGUUUCGCUACACUCAUUUUUUGCACGUGUUAAUUUUUAGAAUUCUCUUAAUAGAAUAAAAGGCACAACGGUAAAAAACAUAACAAUUAAAAUAUUUAAAUAAAAACAUAUUUACUCGAACAAGUGGGUUGCUGCAGGAAGCUAUUCACAAAUUUGCUGGCGUGGGUCUGCAGCUGCUCAUCCUCUCUGUUUUGUAGCUGGAGCGGGUUGGCUAGCAGCUGAGCUGGUAAAAAAAAAAUCAAAGAAAUGGAUAACUGGCUGAAAUUAGUGACGCUGUCAAUCAUGGUGCUGGUAUGUGGUUGCUUAGAGUCCUACCACUUUGCUGUCCUCGUCUUCCUCCUCUUCUCUAUCGGCCUUGUCUUUCGCCAAAUGAACAUCUUGGUCCCCGAUGAAGCCUCCUCUUCAUCAUCCUCGUCCUCCUCGUCCUCCAUCUCGGUCCCCGAUGAAGCCUCCUCUUCAUCAUCCUCCACCUCCUUGUCCUCCUCGUCGUCCUUCUUGGUCCCCGAUGAAGCCUCCUCCUCUUCAUCAUCCUCCACCUCCUUGUCCUCCUCGUCGUCUUUCUCCUUCUCGAAAGGUUCGCUGUACGAUGUUUUCAUAAACUUCAGAGGCAAAGACACACGUAAAAGCUUCACAAGCCACCUCCGUAAAGCAUUAACAAAUGCCGGAGUCAACGUCUUUUUUGACGACGAAGAACUAAAAAAAGGAGAAGAAAUAACUAACGAACUAGUGCGGGCAAUCCAAGGUUCUAAGAUGUCUAUCGUCGUCUUCUCAAGCGGGUUCGCGGACUCCAGCUGGUGCCUCGAUGAGCUGGUUCAUAUCAUUGAGUGUAGAACAACGCUGGGGCAAAUGGUUUACCCGAUAUUCUAUGACGUUGAUCCUUCGGAUGUCAGGAAACAGACUGGUCGUGUUGCGCAAUCGUUACUGAAACAUACAGAUAAAAAGAAGGUAGCGAGGUGGAGAGCUGCUCUUACUCAUGCUGCAAAUUUGGCUGGAUGGCAUGUCGAAAACAGGAAUGAAGCAGCGCUUAUCAGUAAGAUUACUAGUGACGUCACCUUGAGGCUGAACAACACAUACUUGAACGUAGUGCCCUACCAAGUUGGAAUAGAUUCUCAAGUGCUAGAUAUCAGUAAAUAUUUAGGUGUAGGAGAUUCAAAUGAUGUUCGCGUGAAUGGAAUUUCGGGCAUGGGUGGAAUAAGAAAAACAACGAUUGCUAAAGCCUCAUCUUCAUCAUCCUCCACCUCCUUGUCCUCCUCGUUGUCUUUCUCCUUCUCGAAAGGUUCGCUCUAUGAUGUGUUCAUAAGCUUCAGAGGCGACGACACACGUAAAAGCUUCACAAGCCACCUCUAUAAAGCAUUAACAAAUGCCGGAGUCAACGCCUUUAUUGACGACGUAGAACUAAAAAGAGGAGAAGAUAUAACCAAUGAACUAGUGCGGGCAAUCCAAGGUUCUAAGAUCUCUCUUCUCGUCUUCUCAAGCCGGUACGCGGACUCCAUAUCGUGUCUCGAAGAGCUGGAUCAUAUCAUGACGUGUAGACACACGCUGGGGCAAAUAGUUUUGCCGAUAUUCUAUCACGUUGAUCCUUCGCAUGUCAGGAGACAGACUGGUAGUUUUGCACAUUCGUUUCUGAAAUAUACAGAUAAAAAGAAGGUCGAAAGGUGGAGAGCUGCUCUUACUAAAGCUUCAUAUUUGUUUGGCUGGGAUCACAGAAACACUUUCGACGGGUGGGAUGACGCAAAGUUGAUCAGUAUGAUUACUAGUGAAGUCACUAUGAAGCUGAACAACACAUACUUAGACGUAGCACCCUACCAAGUCGGAAUAGAUUCUCGAAUGCUAGAUAUCAGUGAAUAUUUAGACGUCAGAGACUCAAAUGAUGUUCGUGUGAUUGGAAUUUCGGGCAUGGGUGGAAUAGGAAAAACAACGAUUGCCAAAGCUGUUUAUAACAAAUUUUAUGACAAGUUUGAGCAUAAAAGUUUCCUUGAAAAAGUGAGGGAAAAGGAAGUAGAAAAAUUGCAAACACAACUUCUUUCAGAUAUCUUACAAACGACCAAGACAAAGGUAAGCAGUGUUGCUGCAGGGACCGCCUUGGUAGGGGAAAGAUUUCGACGCUUAAAAGUACUUGUCAUAUUUGAUGAUGUAGAGGAUGUGAAGCAGCUACGCGAAUUAGCUGCAAAUCGCCAGUCUUUUGGCCCGGGGAUCAUAAUUAUCAUUACAACAAGAAACAAACAUAUGCUACAAGAAUUUGCAGUUGAUAAGAUAUAUCCGGCAAAAGGAAUGGAGCGAGAAGAAGCUCUUGAGCUCCUCAGUUGGUAUGCUUUCGGAAGUAAGUGUUGUCCUAGUGAUUAUCUUGAGCUCGCAAGAGAAGUUGUCGAUUACUGUGGAGGACUGCCAUUGGCUCUUCAAGUUUUAGGUUCUACCCUGUUCAAAAGAAGCAUAGGAGAGUGGAAGAGUACAUUGGAUAAACUGGAAAAAAUUCCUGCUGGAAAAAUUCAUGAACAGCUGAAAAUAAGCUACGACGGGCUAAAUGAUGAUUAUGAGAGGGAGAUAUUCUGCGAUAUAUCUUGUUUCUUUAUUGGGAUGGACAAGAAUGAUGUCAUGCAGAUCUUGGAUGGUUGUGGCUUUUCUGCAAUGGCAGGAAUCGAGGUCCUCCAUGGACGGUGCCUUGUAACUGUUAAUAGAAAAAACAAGCUAAUGAUGCACGAUUUGCUUCGGGACAUGGGCAGAGAAAUCGUGCGUGCAGAAAAUCCCAAGUAUCCUGAAAAACGGAGUAGGUUGUGGCGUCCUGAAGAUGUAAAAGCUUUAUUGAUAGACAAUUCUGGAACUGAAGAAAUUGAAGGACUGUCUUUGAAUUUGCCGAGUCAUGAUGAAGAGACUAGUUUCAGCACUGAGGCAUUUACAAAUAUGAAGAGACUCAGAUUGCUCCAACUCAAGUACAUUCAGCUCACAGGAGAAUAUCAUUGUCUUUCAAAAAAAUUAAAAUGGUUGUGCUGGCGUGGAUUCCCUCUAAAGUUCAUACCAAAAGACUUGUGUCAACCAAAUAUAGUUGCUAUUGACAUAAGAUAUAGUAGCCUCAGACAAGUUCUUUGUGAGGAAUCCGGGUUGCUUGACAAGUUGAAGAUUCUAAAUCUCAGCCAUUCCCAUGACCUAACACAAUCACCGGACUUUUCAAAACUCCCAAAUCUUGAGAAAUUGAUACUCAAAGGUUGUAAGAGAUUGUCUAAUGUUCACGAAUCGAUUGGAGAUCUGAAGAGUCUAUUUUUGGUAAAUUUGGAAGGCUGCAAAAUGCUUAAGAAUCUCCCUAAUACUUUUUAUAAGUUGGAAUCUGCUAAAUUUGUUGUUCUUAAAGGUUGUUCAGAAUUCAAAAACUUGUCUGAGGACUUGGGAAAAAUGUCAUCCUUGACAACUCUUGUUGCAGAUGAGACGGCCAUAACAGAAGUACCAUCUUCCAUCGCACGACUGGGGAACCUUCAGUCCUUAUCUCUGCGUAACAUGAGGUCAUCUUUGAAGUUACCUCCUUCGUUAAUGGGCAUGCACGCAUUAAGAGAAUUAGAUCUUAGUGGCGGCAAUUUAAAGGAAAUUCCUAACGAUAUCAGGAGUCUAUCUUCUUUGGUAUCAUUACUUCUGGACCGCAUUGGUUUCCAUAGCCUUCCAAGCUUCAGUAGCCUCUCCAGGCUUCAAAGACUAAGCCUGAAUGGUUGCGAAGACCUGGUUGAAAUCACUGAUGAUUUACCACCAAAUUUGAGUCUCUUGAGUAUGAAUGACUGCACUGCACUAGAAAGAAUGCCAAAUUUAUCAGGAUGGCCGAGAGUUGUGGCUCUAGAUGGUUCCUCCAAUCUCAUUGAGUUUCAGGGCUUGGACAGGGCUUUAAACACGGGUAUGACACUUGGCAUGCGAGCGCACAACAGAAUCACUGAAUUCCUAUUCAAGGAUAGCACACUACAGGGAUGGACUGGUACUGGAUAUAUUUAUCUUCGAGCAAAUCAUAUUCCGACUUGGUUCAAUAUUGUCAACAAGAAGGGUGACCGAGUCUAUUUUCAAGUGCCUCAUGAAAUCGGUUAUAAGUUAAAAGCGUUGGCCGUGUGCUUCUCUUGUCGUCCUCAUAAGUUGAACUCUCCUUUGACAUAUUCCAUUUCUGUUAUCAAUCAUACCAAGUGCACUUGCAUUCAUGCCGAUGUAUCCGAUUUCUAUCCGCCUGCUCGCUUGGAAGAAUACCUUUGGAUGGGACAUUUCUCAAACGACGACUUCAAAUUGGAGGGCGGCGACUCCGUCCAUGUUAUUGUACAAGCCCGAGACACUGAGACUGCGUUCAUCAGGGUGGAGAAAACAGGGGUACGUCUAGUAUCUGACAAACGUAUUAACUUCAGUUUUUCGUCUAUUCAUUACGGUUCCAUCCCUUAUGGUGAGGCCAUCAACAAAUUUUAUGAUGAUGAUCAUGAUCAUGCCGAUCAAUGACGACGAUCAUGCUGAUCAUGACAAUGACGAUGAUGAUGAUCAUGCCGAUCAUGAUGAUGAUGACGACAAGGACGACGCUGACGAUCAUUUAUCAUAGACCAUUAGAGAUUGAGGUUUGAUACCUGUAUUUGACUGAGUACAGAGACGGCUCAGCUUUCACAUAUUAUUUCACUUAGUGUGGUUAAUACCUUUUUAUUUUGAACUGUUGCGGUGGUGGUUAAUUUCUAUCAUCAAUGCAUUUUUAAGUUUUGGAAAAGCAAUUUAAAAAAGAAAUACUUGAGAUAUGUCUUCAAUGAGCGAGCAUUUGGGGACUGGGAGUGGUCGUUUAACGCUUGAGAUAUGUCUUCUUAAGUCUCUCAUUGUUGUUAUUUAGGGACUGUGAGUGGUCGUUUAACAUUUUGUUUUUAAUUUAUACUUUUUGUACUUGAGUAUGCCAACAGUGAACGAGCA
Molecule: messenger RNA, 4931 nt
Organism: Pyrus x bretschneideri (Chinese white pear)
Lineage: Eukaryota; Viridiplantae; Streptophyta; Magnoliopsida; Rosales; Rosaceae
Product: disease resistance protein RUN1-like
Exons: 6
Coding region: 279-4481 (1400 amino acids)
Biological process (GO): signal transduction; defense response
Molecular function (GO): ADP binding
Source: RefSeq, a predicted model, not a curated record